Messenger RNA from Pipra filicauda (Wire-tailed manakin), 1215 nucleotides. Its product is annotated as zinc finger protein 316-like. The record is from RefSeq and is a predicted model, not a curated record. Gene Ontology annotation, biological process: regulation of DNA-templated transcription. NCBI's taxonomy places the organism in Eukaryota, Metazoa, Chordata, Aves, Passeriformes, Pipridae. The coding region runs from base 1 to 1215 and encodes 404 amino acids. The transcript is spliced from 5 exons.
AUGCUGCCGGGGUGGGCGAUCGCGGCCGCCAUCGCCCGGGCAGAGCCCCCCAAACCACGCGGGGACCCCCGGCCCGUGGGUGCGGGGGUGGGUCCGCGGUACCCCACAGCCGCUCCCGGGGCCCCCCCCGCUCCCGGGGCCGCCCCCCAGCCCGGCCCCUUCCGCCGCCGCCAUCGGGCCCCGCCCGGAGAUGCAGAGGUCCCCACAGCCCCAGGGAGCCCCGGGGGUCCCCGCUCCUCCCGGGGCCCCCCACAGCCCUGGCAGUCCCCCCGGGCCCCCUGUGCUGACUGUGGGGGCCGGAGCAGCCCCAGGACGGGACCCUUUGGGACCCGGGAGGUGCUGCAGUCCUGGGGUGACCUGCGAGGGGUGCCCAGCGAGGGGUCGGUGCUGCCGGCUCCCCUGAGCCCCCCGCUGUCCCCCCAGGGGGUGCCCCCCGACGUGUCGUUCGAAGAGGUGGCCAUUUACUUCUCCCCCGAGGAGUGGGCAGAGCUCCUGCCCUGGCAGCGGGCGCUGUACCGAGAGGUCAUGGCUGACAACUACGACCUGGUGGCCAGUCUGGGCUCCGUGUCCAAGUUCACUGACAUGAAGGAGGAGUCGCCCGGGGAGGUCCCCUGUGCUGGGGGGGACAGCAGAACUUCUGACGCCUCCAGCACCGUUGCCCAGGACGGUUCCGCCAGUGAGGAUGAUGACGGGGGACGCUGGGAAUUGGGGUUUGGAGCCCCCCGCUCCGGCUGGAGCGACACCGCCCCGGGGGGCUGUGCCGGGGACCCCCCUCGGGAGGAGCCGGGGCCGCCCCCGUGUGACGGGCUGGGGCUGAGCUGCGGGGCCGAGCCGGGGGGUGCCCGGGCCGAGCCCCCCGCCCCGGGCCCGCCGUUCGUGUGCGGGACCUGCGGCAAAGCCUUCCGGCACCGCCGCAACCUCCUCACGCACAAGAGGCUGCGCGGGGGGAACCGGGCCCGGCACGGCUGCCCCGAGUGCGGCCGCGCCUUCUGCCUGCGCGGGGACCUGCUGCGGCACCGCGGCUCGCACCGGGGGCGGCCCGGCUGCCACCAGUGCCCCCAGUGCCCCCAGUGCCACCAGCACCCCCAGUGCCCCCAGCACCCCCAGUGCCACCAGUCCGCGGGCACCUCCGGCUGCACCGCCGGGCACACGCCGGGCACCGGCCCUUCCCCUGCGCCCGCUGCGGCCGCGCCUUCGCCUCGCAGGCCAACCUGA